Betta splendens (Siamese fighting fish) is the source of this 3461-nucleotide messenger RNA. RefSeq lists its product as uncharacterized. The transcript has 20 exons. The record is from RefSeq and is a predicted model, not a curated record. The coding region runs from base 539 to 2524 and encodes 661 amino acids. NCBI's taxonomy places the organism in Eukaryota, Metazoa, Chordata, Actinopteri, Anabantiformes, Osphronemidae.
AGAGUGUGGUCCUGACUAACAGACGGCUGAGGAAAUAAGCAUUAUUCUUAUAGUUCUUUACUGAUUCAUGAGGAAACAGAGGACGACCACAGCUGGGGGACAUCACUGUGUGCGUCAUGGACAGCGCUUAAUCUCCUGAAAGGUAAAUGAUCAUCACUGUCAUUUAUUCCCAAAGCAGUAAAGCCUCAAUGUUUCUAUUUUAAAGCAUGUUUCUCUGGUGACAUCCAGGUUGGAAGUUCACCCUCUUCACAGAGUAACGUGAUAGUGUGCGCAUGCGACGUUGGCUCAACAGGUUUAUAUGUGUCUUAUUUUUGGUCGCAUCACGUGGUAGGAGUGGCUAUUUGCUGCUAUUUAGGCUUUUCUUAUGGAUGUCACUCCUUUGGUGCAUGAACAUUUCAGAUGCUACAAGGAAAAGUCCAGAUGUCUCUGCUCAGGUCCCUGGUAUUGGUUUUCCUGAUUUUUGGAUACUUCGCUUGUUCUGAGCCCGAAGACGGAGCUGACGCACAAGAAUCCCAAAAAAACGAUGUGGAACUAAAUAAUGACGCCCACAAAGACCGAGUGCUGUAAGACACAACCUCCUCAUGAGGCAGGACUCAAAUGUUGUGGACAGAAGCCAAUGGAUCCGUUGACAGACACCUGCUGUAAAACUGGAUCUGACUUUGAAACAUUGAAAGCACCCAGUAAGCGAUCUAGACGUUCAACAGAACAGUGUGAUAAUGUGUCAUAUAAUAAGACAUCACAGCUGUGUUGUGGACGAGACAAUAACAAGACAGUCCAUAACAAAACCUCCGAUCACCACGGCUGCUGUUUUAAUGAACGGUUUGACAACAGAAAUCAAAGCUGUUGUUACACAAACAAUCAUCUCAAAAUAUUGAUUGACAGUGAACAGCUGUGUUGUGGACCAAAAGAUAACAAGACAGUCCUGAACAGAACCUCUGAUCACCACUAUUGCUGUGGUAAAGAACAGUAUGACAACACAACUCAAAGCUGCUGUCACAUUAAAGGAAGUCUUGUUAUAUUGAAUGACAGCAAACAGCUGUGUUGUGGACCAGAACAUAACAAGACAGUCCUGAACAGAACCUCUGAUCACCAUUAUUGCUGUGGUGAAGAACAGUAUGACCACAGAAAUCAAAGUUGCUGUCACGUUGAAGGAAGUCUUGAAACAUUGAAUGACAGCAAACAGCUGUGUUGUGGACCAGAUUAUGACAAGACCGUCCUGAACAGAACCUCCAUCUACCACCAUUGCUGUGGUAAAGAACAGUAUGACAACACAACUCAAAGCUGUUGUUACACAAACGAACGUCUUGUAAUACUGAAUAACAGCAAACAGCUGUGUUGUGGACCAGAUUAUGACAAGACCGUCCUGAACAGAACCUCUAUUUACCACUACUGCUGUGGGAAUGAACAGUUUGACUACAGAAAUGAAUGCUGCUGUGUGAUGAAACUUGGUGAAAAGGAAUUUCUUCAGAAACAAUCUACUAACACCUGCUGCUGCAAUAUGACUUCAGCAACUGCUGAGCGACGUAAACGUUCAGCGGAGGAACUGUGUGGCAAUGAGACCUUUGAUGAGAAAACACAUCGAACUUGUGACCACGAUGGUUUGAAACAGCAGGUAACAAUCAACACAUCUAACAACAUCUCAUCUCAUCUGUCAAGUCACCAAGAAACAAACAGUGAGUCACACAAACGCCUCACUAGGUCUUCAAGGCAGAACAAACGCUGUGGCUGUGGGAGAAAGUGCUGGUGCUGCUGCUCAGGUCGAUGCCCUGCUGUUCCCAUCAAGUGCAAACCACACAUCUGUGUGUGCUGGAAUGGCUGCGUAUCUAACAGAAAGCCUCGGAUGACUCAAUGUCAUGACUCGCCUGGACAUCGCUGCUGCUGGAGGAAAACCUUCAGGCCUUGCACUGAGAUCUGCUGCGGUGGCCGCAGACAUGAGCGAGUUCCCUGCUGUGGGCUUUGCCCAUACAACGUUGAGCACCCGCAUGUGAAGUGCUGCUCAGGGACGCUGUACAAUGUGACAUCCUUGGGCACGAACGCACAGGACGCACGCCUGCUCUCAGAGGGAGGCGUCAUCACAGCGGACCACAGGUUCUACUUCCCCAAGACAAGAUUCAGAUGCUGCUGUCGAAGGUAUUACAACCCGGCCGUGUGUUCAUGCUGUGCAGGGAUACAUCCCAUUAACCACACUGAACACCACCAACACAACAUUCAAGGCUUCAGGUUUUUGUCAGUGAAGAGUCUGAAUAAAGAUGAACUUUGUGGAGGAAUUCACAUUGGGACUGUGAAAAACGUGUCUCUGCACGGCGUUGAGUUCACAAAUGUGUUGAAAAUCCACGGGAGCAACGGCACCGUGACACUUGGGUCUUUGAGCCACACUGUGCCGAUACCGGAUCUCUGCAGCUCCUCCGUGCUGACCCUCGGCUCGGCCCACUUCUUCAAUGAAGCCAAUGUCUUUGUUGAUCCCAACCAUCUCUCUGUUCUCCGGUCCCUUCAUUUCAUUUUCUCCAGCUGUUCCUAUCAGUAAACCAAAUUCCUUCCAGGGAACACGUGUCUGUCAUUAUACUAAAUACGUUAACCACAUUUGUUGACAGUACUUCUCUGAUUGGACUCGGCGGCAACUUUUGACAACUCCAAAGCCUCCACGCAGACGACUGCGUGUGACAUGUGAACCGACAAGCUGUCAUAUAUACAUUAUUAUUGUCUAGUGUGGCCAUUUAUGAGGAGCUCCUUCUCUGUGUGGAGCACGGUGACUCACACAUUUACUCACUGUGAAGGACACUACUAGUACUAGUACAGUGCCAAACCAAAGCUACAGGGCUCAAAGCUUAGAUUAUCUAAACUACUGUGGAGCAGCUGGAUCCACUCCUAGUUGCCAUGGUAGCAGGUAAUAGACAGGAAUGUUACUUAACUGCUUUCUGUCCACAUAAGCUAAACUACUACAAGAAAGUUUUCUAUGAAUAUUACAUUCGUCCUUUUUUAAUGUGAUUGUUGCACUGAACUUUAUGAAAAAUGGCAAAUAUUUGCACAUCACUUAAAUUAUUAUGUGUUUAUGUUUAAGUGACAUGAGUCACGAGUGACAAAGCUACUAAUUGAUAAGCACCGUCAAGCUAUCAGGGAUAUAAAUGCCAAACUCCUGCCCCAAAGGUUCCACUGGAGGCUCUUGUGUAUGUGAAACAGUUACUAUAUUGACUGUACAGUUGAAUGUAACAUACAGUGGACUCCAGUUGUAUUCAUGCUAAUGUGGUUUUGUGCUGUAAUCAGUGAUUAAAUUUAUCUGGUGCACAGCACAUUGCUUUUUCAUACAACUGUGUGUUUAUUGUACAUGUGAAUGAUUUCAUCAUAGUUACUGUCUAUAUUCACAGAACUAUAAACUAUAUCUUAUACUGCAUGUGUAUUUUUGAUCGACCCUAGUCUGGGUGACUUUUGACUAUUUGUCUUCAAUAAACAACUAUUAUUAUGAA